Molecule: messenger RNA, 954 nt
Organism: Geodia barretti
Lineage: Eukaryota; Metazoa; Porifera; Demospongiae; Tetractinellida; Geodiidae
Source: the annotation of a GenBank genome assembly
AUGAUCGAAGUCCAGAACGUCACAAAGUAUUACGGUCAGGUGCGAGCUCUGCAUAAUGUCUCCUUCGAUGUGAAACCGGGAGAGAUUGUUGGUUUGCUAGGCCCAAAUGGAUCAGGAAAAACAACCUUGAUGCGUAUCCUGACUGGUUUCUUUCCGCCAACCGAGGGGAAAGUACUUGUGGCUGGACAUGAUGUUGAAAAAGCCUCGUUACAGAUGCGCCGAAAACUCGGCUAUCUCCCCGAAAACGUUGUCCUCUAUCCGGAUAUGUCAGUCCGGGCUUUUCUCGGUUUCAGCGCUCGGGUGAAAGCCUCCAAGGGUACUGAGCGACGCAGGCAGGUCGCGCGGGUGUUGGAGGAAUGUGGACUGGCUCAUAUGGCCCGGCGCCAAAUGGGAACGUUGUCAAAAGGCUACCGGCAACGGGUCGGUUUGGCCCAGGCACUUUUGUGUGAACCAGAAGUGCUGAUCCUGGACGAACCCACGAUUGGUCUUGAUCCAAACCAGCUCAUUCACAUGCGCGAGUUGAUUCGGGGAUUAGGAGGAAAAACAACUGUUCUCCUGUCGAGCCAUAUUCUGGCGGAAGUGGCCCAAGUGUGCCAUCGAGUUGUCAUUAUCAAUACGGGUCAGAUCCUGGCAGAAGAUACGCCUGAGGGCUUGAGCAAACGCCUCCAGGGGGCGACUCAAACCCGAAUCCGAGUCGAAGGCCCGGCGCAAGAAGUCCAAAAUGCACUCCGUGCCCUACCUGGGGUGAGUGAUGUGGUAUCUGAAGAGCAAGAGGCCGAGGAUCUGUCGGGUCAGAUGUAUGUCGUCCUGUCAGAAGAUAGAAGCGUCACGCAUGAGAUCGCAAAAACCGUUGUGAAUCGUGGUUGGCAACUUCAGGAGCUCAAUCCUGUCACUGCUGGUCUCGAAGAGCUCUUUGUCCGUCUCACAAAAGAAGAACAACGCCCGGCUGCUUGA